Molecule: messenger RNA, 1014 nt
Organism: Symbiodinium natans
Lineage: Eukaryota; Dinophyceae; Suessiales; Symbiodiniaceae
Source: the annotation of a GenBank genome assembly
AUGAACUCCUUCGCUCUUGCCUGUGCAUGCGCAUGCAGCCUUGCUGCGCUUCUGUCACUUGGGCUCCGCGUGUUCAAGUUUGGCAAGUAUUUGCGGUUCGACUCUGCCCGCGCCACUUUCUGGGAAGAUCUGAGACCUGCGCUCAACAUGCCAGACGCGGUGAAUUCGCUGCCUGAUCGAGCCACUAUAGCCACUCCAUCCGGACAUCCGAACAAGAAGGGCAAGAAGGGCAAGAUGCCCACAGGGAGGCUGCCAGGCGCGAGAGUCAAAGAUGCAGAGUACGACAAGGAUGUGGGCCAGAUUAGCAGAAUAAACAAAGUGAUCUUCGUCCAUGUGCCCAAGACUGGUGGGAGCACCAUCGAGCAGUCGAAGUUGUUCUACGAUGCUAAGAAGCAUCAUCCUGUCGGUGGUCACACUCAUGCUGAAAAAAUGCGGAACCUGGCGCCCGGCUUUCGCAGCUUUUCCAUGGUUCGACAUCCUUGCGAGCGGUUCAUCUCUGCAUUUACCUACACUCUCACGCGAGCCCCAGAGCCCGAGCUAGCCUGGCAUCACAAGAAUAUCGGCAGCAGGAAUGUGACCGCCUAUGUGGCUUCGAGUGACUUCGGUGGUGAUGUGUUUUGGAAAUUUUUGCAUUUCCGGCCACAGCACUCGUUUCUCUUUUUUCACAACGGGACUUUCGGCGUGGAUCUCCUGAUGUGCCAAGACAACUGGACAAAGAGCAUGCAGAGAUUGCGGGAAUACAUGAAGCCCACCGUGAUCCUUCCGUUUCACAAGCGCGCACGAAGCACGACGCAUUCCAAAUGCUCUGACCUUCCAAAGGAGACGCGUCAGAGAAUCGAGAGAGCUUACGCAAUGGACAUGUGCCUGUUUUAUCCCACUGACGCUCCAACGGCGUGCAGUGGUGUGUCUGCGAACGAAAUGACUGCACGCUACCAGACGUGCAAGUCUCGGGUAUCGGGACAAAAAGGCGUUGAGCCGCAGACGUGCCCAGGGCCACCCAGGGGCUGUUGGUAG